CAUUAUUGGAUCAUAGCUUGAAAAUUCUUGCAGUCGCAUUCGAUUCCUCGCACAAACCGGAGCUCAACCAUGGGCGAGUCAGACAAGAAGGAAGAUCCUGCCCCUGCUGCAGAUGCAAAGGCACCAGCUGAUAAGUCUGCAGCUAAGGCAGAUGGAGUGAUUGAUAAAAACCCGGAGGUAUGGAAGGCCGUGGCGAUGGCCGAUCACUUCGAGAAGAUCCAAAAACUUCCUGAGAAGCUCGAGGGGGUACCUAACUUCAGACGUGUCCCUGGAUAUAAGGUGUACUGCUGUGGUCAACCCACCAAAGAUGGCUUCAAAAAGGCUUUGGAGAAGGUGUGCGGUGAUAAAUAUCCCAAAACUGGACCUAUCAUCUGGAUCAACAUGAGACAAGAGCCCAUUGUUUACGUCAAUGGUAACCCCGUCUGUGCCCGCCCUCCCAACAAGAUCGGCGAAUACGCCGAGUUGGGCGAUGUCACCCGAGCCCAGGCCAAAGCUGACGAAGAGGAGUUCCUUAAAGUUUUGGAGUCGCGAUCAAAGAACGCAGGCGGCAAGCUCAAGGUGGUGGAUGUGACCAAGGUUGAAAAGGAAGUGGAAGUCAAGGAGCUGACGACUCUUCACACGAUCAUUGAAGACCUCAAGGCUACCUAUCCCGGCUUGACUCACAAUAGAAUUCCCGUGUGCAAUUCUUCCUCUCCUAAUGAAGAAGACUUCGACACCUUGUGCAACGCCAUUUUGGGAACCAAUGUGAACGCUCCUGUUAUUGUUAACUGUCAGGUUGGUCUCAGUCGCUCCACCACUGGUUGUGUGUGUGCUUGUCUUUUCCGUGAAUUCCAAUUGUCGGCCAGCUACGAGGGUCUCAUCGAGACUGUCCCUGGCGUCAAUUUGCAACUCCUGCGAAUGGAUAACUACACCAUUGACAAAAGCAAGGAUACUCUCUUCCGAGGAGAGUUCCAAGUGGUCAAGGAGUUGAUUGCUGCUUUCCCCGACGGUGACGCUUCCAAGCGUGAAUGUGACAAGGUUAUUGAUAAGAACGGACCUGCCCCCAAGGGAACUGGUAUUAAACAGCUUCGAGAGAAUAUUGCCGAGUCCAAGUUGAGCUAUGAGAUCAUGGACGAUGCCGCCCAGGCUUUCCUGAAGACCAAGAUCAUGGACAACAUCCAAAAGUACUUCUACUUGAUCUGCUUUACUGGUUACUUGCGAGAACAGAGUAAGAUUGCCGUGAAUGGAAUCAGCGAGGAGGAGAAGAAGGCUUUCUCUUUAACCGGAGGAAAAGUGUCUACCCCAACUGAAAACCUUAAGCUGACCCGCACAUUCCAAGAUUGGAUGACGGAGCACUCAAACUUCCGGGACAUUUGUUCCGAGGGCAAGGGGAAGCUUCAAUGGGAGCGGGACAUUCCCCAAGAUGCUCUGGAUAACCUUCAGAAUCUGGCUCAAAGCGACUUCCACAAGAACUUGGGCAAGAUCAUUCACGACAUCUACUUGACCGGACACAAUCUCUUCAAGGACAUGCCCCAAGGUGAUCACAAGAAGAGGGCCAAAUAUAGGUUUGCUUCGAAGACUCUGAUGAGGAUUCUGCCUGACGGCAUCAAGAACGAAGUCGAAGAACUUAUUGCCAAGGAGACUAUGACCUUGGAUCUCUACGAGAUCUUGGGACAAUGCACAUGGAACCAAUCGAAAUCCUUGUAAAUGCAAUGCCAUCAACCCCUUAACAAUCAUCCAUGCUACCCAAUCCAUUUUUUCCGAGAAGUAAAAUGUUUUGUGCUCUUCAAAAAAA
This is a messenger RNA of Tigriopus californicus, 1774 nucleotides long. Its product is annotated as paladin-like. The record is from RefSeq and is a predicted model, not a curated record. The coding region runs from base 70 to 1686 and encodes 538 amino acids. Lineage: Eukaryota; Metazoa; Arthropoda; Copepoda; Harpacticoida; Harpacticidae. The transcript has 6 exons.